CGUGUCUUCCGUGUCCCGCCCCUUGGCUACCGGAAGUGUGAUGUGGCUCGCGGCGGUGCGUAACUAUGUCUGCAAUCUUCAAUUUUCAGAGUCUACUGACAGUAAUCUUGCUGCUUAUAUGUACUUGUGCAUACAUAAGAUCCUUGGCUCCCAGAUUACUGGAUAACAAUCAAACUGGAUUAUUGGGCAUAUUUUGGAAGUGUGCCAGGAUUGGUGAGCGGAAGAGCCCUUAUGUAGCAGUGUGCUGUAUUGCGAUGGCCUUCAGUAUUCUGUUUGUACAAUAAACCUCAGAAAAAGCCAGGAAUACAUUGCUGUCAAAACUGCAGUGGAAUAAAAGACUUGGGGAAACAGAAAAGAUAAAAAAUGUAUUCUACACCUCAAUUUAUUUGUACUUACUGGACAAGACAAGGCUUCCACAAUUAGUUCCACUGUUUUCAGUUAAAGCAAUGGCGUAUUAAGUUAUAAAAAUGAUGUUAACAUGGUCGUGCUUCUGGAUUAUGCAGAGUUCCUUUAUGUGAACUAUGUUCUGAAUUUCAGCUAAGACAUUUUAAAACAGACAACUAUAAACUCAGUUAAUAAUUCCCUUUGAGAGCUGACUUGAUAUAAAAACACAAAUCAUAAAAAAAAACUUUAUAUAACUUUUACAAAAUUUUCAUUUUAAAAAUACAAACCCAUAAACAAUAAGUAAAAUCUUAAUGCAUAGAUGGAGAGAGACAAAGUAUAACUAGGCCAGUACUGGUGUACUAGUAUAGAUAAAA
Molecule: messenger RNA, 758 nt
Organism: Elgaria multicarinata webbii
Lineage: Eukaryota; Metazoa; Chordata; Lepidosauria; Squamata; Anguidae
Gene: TMEM167A
Product: transmembrane protein 167A
Exons: 4
Coding region: 66-284 (72 amino acids)
Biological process (GO): intracellular transport; protein secretion
Source: RefSeq, a predicted model, not a curated record